Messenger RNA from Scylla paramamosain (green mud crab), 2367 nucleotides. RefSeq lists its product as uncharacterized. The transcript has 3 exons. NCBI's taxonomy places the organism in Eukaryota, Metazoa, Arthropoda, Malacostraca, Decapoda, Portunidae. The record is from RefSeq and is a predicted model, not a curated record. Bases 1 to 2367 code for a protein of 788 amino acids. Gene Ontology annotation, molecular function: nucleic acid binding; zinc ion binding.
AUGGCGGCGAAAGAAAUCACACUAGCAGAUGUUAUGAGUGCCCUGAAGGCGCAGGGAGAGGUACAGCAUGCUGAGUUGCAAGCGGUGACGAGCAGUGUAGACCGUGUAUAUAAGGAGGUUAUAGGGCUCGUGAAGGAGGAGUGUUCACGGGUUAAAGACGAGGUGUUAAGUGAAGUGUUCACCAAGGAUCAGGUGAAGGGAGAGGUGGAAAAAGCGGCCAGUGAACUGAGGAGAUAUGUGGAUGAGGUUGUGGCGGCACAGGCGCCUCCUGUACUCUCUCAGCAUAAAGGCACGCUGUCCCGGUCAACCUCAGUAAAGUCGUACCCCUCUGCUGCCAGCUCCACGUCACGGAGGCUGAAGGACGGGACGAGGCGCCGGCCACAGGAGUUCGAUGGAACAGUGUCUUGGGAAGCGUAUAAGACACAGUUCGAGCUCUUGGCCAGCGCCCGCCAGUGGAGUCGCCCUGAGAUGGCCAUGCAGCUGGUGUGGGCACUCAAAGGACCGGCAUUAGAAGUCCUGAACCAGCUGCCAGCUGCCCAGCGGUGCUUGUAUAGUAAAGUGACGGCGACACUGGAGAGGAGGUACGGGUACCAGCACCAAACCGAGGUGUUCAGGACAAGGUUCCGGGCCAGGUUACGAGGCCCGGGGGAGACCCUGACACGCCUGGCGCAGGAUUUGGAGGUGCUGGUGCGGCGUGCGUACCCGGAGGCCAGUGAGGAGAUGAUCACCAUUCUCCUGCGGGAUCAGUUCGUUGAUGCCAUCGAUAACCAACAACUGAGGAUAUACGUCCAGCAGGCACACCCCAAGGACCUUCAGGAGGCCCUGGCGAGGGGCCUGGAGAUGGAGUCAUUUCUCCGGACGACGCGGGAGCGACCCAGCGGGAAUUAUGUCCCGCAGAGAGUGAAGGCAAAGAAAGGGGCCGUGCAGAAGGCCUACUCUAGCCCUUCACCGCCCCUAGGUGAGUUCAGGGGUAAGUGCUACUCUUGCGGGCAGCAGGGACACACCAAGAGGUACUGUCCGCAGGGAUCGAGUAGCGGAAAGGCUCAAGGAGGCUGGGGGAAACGGAAAGAGGCUGGUGGAAGGGGUCGAGCGCCAGCCAGAGAGCCAGAGACCCCAGUCCGCCUAAGUUGCCGCGCCGAGGGUGCCCGGACAGUGCAGGUGGGCGGGCAAGUGGAUGGCAAAUCUUGCUGCCUCACUGUGGACUCGGGCGCGGAACGUACCUUCGUGCAGGACGGGGUGGUGGCAACUGGACAGCCCCCGGUGGCCCAGCAACAACUGUGUGGUAUUACAGGGCACUGCACACAGCUGAGGGGACCAGUGCAUGCCAGGAUUGCGGUUGGCAGCACGGAGGAGCAUCUUCCCGUCUUUGUAGCGGACGUCGGGGAGAACUUGCUCGGUCUAGACUACCUGAAGCAGAGCAGGGCGGUGCUGGACUUCGGGGAAAUGACUAUGUCGGUCAGAGGUAGUGUGGUGCCGCUACAGGAGGGCGGUGUUGACGCAGAGGAGUGUGAAGCUUCAAUUGAAACUCACCGAGCCCAUACUGCGUCCCUACCCGAAGCCAGCCACCACUGCCGUCUCAGUAAGGAACAGAAGGAGGAAAGUCAAGGGUCGGAAGAGUGUGAAGGUGUACAGACCACUAUGGACCCGGAAGGUCAUUGCGAGGACAUGCAGGGGAGUAGCACUGGGGUUCCACCUCAUCUGCAGGAUCUAUUGCAGAGGAGUUCGGCAUGCCUGUCUGGGGAACAGGUGGACGAGGUGAAGGAAGUGCUGACUCUGUAUGCAGAUGUCUUCUCGCAGGGAGAUAAUGACCUGGGCCGGACCAGUCUGGUUAAACACCGCAUUCACACAGGGGAUAGUCGGCCGGUUAAGUUGCCGCCCCGCCGGAUUGCGCCUGCUCGUCGGCUGGAAGUGGAAAAAGCCGUGGAGGAGUUGCGCGCGCAAGGGAUAAUCGAAAAGUCGGCUAGUCCCUGGAGUGCUGCUGUUGUCCUUGUUAAGAAGAAGGAUGGGUCUACCAGGUGUUGUGUGGACUAUCGGGGCCUUAACGCGGUGACGACAAAGGACUCUUACCCUCUACCGAGGGUGGAUGACACGCUUGACGCGCUCACGGGGGCCCAGUGGUUCUCCACCUUAGACUUGAAAUCAGGUUACCAUCAAGUUGAGGUUGCGGAGGAGGACAGAGAGAAAACGGCCUUCUCGUAUGGGCAGGGACUGUAUCAGUUUAAAGUGAUGAGUUUUGGUCUGGUGAAUGCCCCGGCCACCUUUGAGCGUCUAAUGGAGCUUGUGUUGGAUGGGUUGCUGUGGAAAAGCGCCCUGGUGUACUUGGACGAUGUGCUAGUGUACGGGAAUUCGUUCAUGGGGGUUUUGUAG